GGUGACCCCACAUUUGUGACCGCCCUUAUGUGGCGUGUUUGUUGCUAGCUAUACCACACAACUAUUUUGCCAUUUGCUUUGCUUCGGUGCCUGUGAGUGUUGAUAUUCCCUGCUCCGCAUGGAGCUUUCAUCUUGUUCCACUUCAAUUCGGGUUCCUGCUAUAGUUCCUAGGUGGAAUUCUUCGUAUUGCGUGAAAAUACCGUGUCAGGCAACACCUAUAAUCUCGAAUUUGUUCUUGGGAUUUUCCAGAAACUCGCAUUCCGUUGGCCUAUUCGAUAACACAAGCUGUUCUAAGCCUGUUUCAAAGAGACAACAGAGACCCAAUUCCAUCAGGGCCUGUAGUCAAGCUGGAGCUGCUGGACCUGAUCAUGCAAUUGCAGACAGAAUUUCAGCUUUCAAAGAUGCAUGUUGGAGAUUUUUACGACCCCAUACUAUACGUGGUACAGCUUUAGGUUCUGUCGCUUUGGUGGCAAGAGCUUUAGUUGAGAAUUCAAAUUUGAUAAAGUGGUCGCUUUUGCUCAAGGCAUUCUCAGGUCUUUUUGCCUUGAUAUGCGGGAAUGGCUAUAUAGUUGGCAUCAAUCAAAUUUAUGAUGUUAGUAUUGACAAGGUAAACAAACCCUAUUUACCUAUAGCUGCAGGAGAUCUUUCAGUUCAAUCUGCUUGGUUCUUGGUAAUAUUUUUUGCUGCAGCUGGCUUGUUGAUUGUUGGAUUGAACUUUGGGCCCUUUAUUUUUUCUCUUUACACUCUUGGCCUUCUUCUUGGCACCAUUUACUCUGUUCCUCCUUUUAGAAUGAAAAGGUUUCCUGUGGCAGCAUUUCUUAUUAUUGCCACGGUACGGGGUUUUCUUCUUAACUUUGGCGUGUAUUACGCUACUAGAGCUGCUCUUGGACUUACCUUUCAGUGGAGCUCUCCUGUGGUUUUCAUCACAACAUUUGUAACGUUGUUUGCGCUGGUAAUUGCCAUAACAAAAGAUCUUCCAGAUGUUGAGGGGGAUCGCAAGUAUCAGAUCUCAACCUUUGCUACUAAACUAGGAGUUCGUAAUAUUGCUUUCCUUGGUUCUGGAAUUUUGCUGAUGAACUAUAUCGUUUCCAUACUGGCAGCAAUAUAUUUACCACAGGCUUUCAGGCGCUGGCUGUUGAUACCAGCUCAUUUGUUAUUUGCAUCAAGCCUGGUUUUUCAGAUAUUUCGCACCUGCGACUCGCGUUCUCUCCGCCUCAGCUCGCGCAUAGGAAAAGAAUUAAAGAAACGAAAGGAAACGGACUUGGGUAUUAGAACAAGCUAAUUAUACCAAGGAAGGAAUUUCAGGGUUCUAUCGAUUUAUAUGGAAUCUUUUUUAUGCUGAAUAUGCCUUAUUUCCGUUCAUCUAACGAAUGCUGUACAUUUGGUGUCGGGAGAUAAGUAUGCUGGCAUUGUUAGAUAAUAUUUUGUUGUUGUAUCAAGUAAAUGUUUUUUUUUUUUUUAGCCUUUUGGUAGUUAUGAUUCACUACAACAUCUUGUAAUAAGACGUAAUGCCAUAGGAACUCUGCCCUAAGCUUAAAAUUUAUGUUGAUGCAUGCCCAAAUAUACUGAUUGGACAUAUCAGUAAUUCAUCCUAUAGAUCUUUACAAAUGGUCAUAAUACGCGUUCCUUAA
Prosopis cineraria is the source of this 1631-nucleotide messenger RNA. RefSeq names its product homogentisate solanesyltransferase, chloroplastic. Gene Ontology annotation, molecular function: prenyltransferase activity. The transcript has 11 exons. Lineage: Eukaryota; Viridiplantae; Streptophyta; Magnoliopsida; Fabales; Fabaceae. The record is from RefSeq and is a predicted model, not a curated record. Gene Ontology annotation, cellular component: membrane. Bases 119 to 1282 code for a protein of 387 amino acids.